Molecule: messenger RNA, 492 nt
Organism: Scaptodrosophila lebanonensis
Lineage: Eukaryota; Metazoa; Arthropoda; Insecta; Diptera; Drosophilidae
Exons: 3
Coding region: 1-492 (163 amino acids)
Source: RefSeq, a predicted model, not a curated record
AUGAGGACCCAUGGACUGAGUAAGGCCAAGGUUUUAAAUAGCACCACACUGAUCGGCGGCGGACAGUAUACCCUUGGUUUUCAUGUGCAAAUGGCAAAAAUUAAAAUUGAAAGUGAAUACAAGGUAAAGGGCCAUGUUCUGCUGCUCAAUCUGAACAGCGUGGGCAACAUGAGCGCUGAGUUGGAGAAUCUGGAGUACUUUGUGGCGCUGAAAACAAAACCUCAGCGAGUGGACGGGGUCACCUUCCUAAAUGUAAGCGCUGUCCAAACCGACAUCGCUCGCAUCGACAAGAUUCGCGUGCAGUUCUCCAAUCUUUUCGGUGGCAAUGAGGAGCUUGAGCGCAGUGCCAACGAACUGUUCAAUGACAACUGGCGGGUAUUAUUCGACUUACUGCGUCCGGUUCUAACGCAAACCUAUGAUGCAGUACUGCUGAAUCGAUUCAGCAAGAUUUUUGCAUACGUACCGGCCAAGCUAUUAUUUGAGGACUUGUAG